Pyrenophora tritici-repentis Pt-1C-BFP is the source of this 1272-nucleotide messenger RNA. The record is from RefSeq and is a predicted model, not a curated record. NCBI's taxonomy places the organism in Eukaryota, Fungi, Ascomycota, Dothideomycetes, Pleosporales, Pleosporaceae.
AUGGCCGACGAAGACGAGGACAUUUCGCACCUGCGCGUGCCCGACGCUGCUGACUUUGACCCCACCGAAGAGGCGCAGGAUUUUCGGUUCCUCGACAAACUCACCGCACAGGAUAGCGCACAUCCUACGCUACCCAAGCGCGGCGAGAAAGACUUUGAAAGCCAUGAGACGAACCUACAGCUCGACACGCUCGAGGCCUCGCGCCGGGCCAUGCAUGGCGUCCUCUCGUGGCAACGCACCCACACGCAAAAGGGCCAUAUCCUAGCCAUGUAUGACCCCGAGCGCAACAUGGCAUGCGUCGACAAAGUCCGAUCUCAGCACUUCCAGACCAUAGGCACCAACAAAGGCGGGAGGGAGUGGCUCCUGCCUGAGGAGGCUCUAUUCUUGCUCGAGAGAGGCACACUGGACUGUCGGUGGCCGGUGAAGCGCGAGGUAGGCGACGAGACAGUCUAUAGGACCGAGGAUGGUGCACCCAUGAGCCUACAGUCAGCGUAUGCGGCCUUUCUCGGCUUCGAGGGAGGCGUCGGCGGGAAGUUGACACUGGAGAUGUACAACGUCUAUGCUGGAUUGAAGAGGUCAGGCUAUGUCGUCUUCAGGACGGGGACAUGGGAUGACGAUAGAGGGGAGGUAUUGCCUGCCCCGCCAGAGCUUAAGGAGCAACCUGAUUCUGGUCCUGGCAUCAUCGCACGCUUCUUCGCCGAUAUAUGGCGGCGUCUGAGCCAGCCAACUUAUACAAUCUCACCCGAGAACCUGGCUUUCGGCCCGCUCAUCAAACCUGGACUGUACAGGAGCUACAGCGAUAUCUACUGUCUCCUCAAGCUUAUCCCAAGCCACGACCGCGCAUGCCCACCCUCAUUUAUCCUUCCACCGUCCCUAGAUAACCCGUACCGCAUCCACUUUGACGUAUACCGCACAACAGCCAAGUUCCGCAAAUCUGCCCGUGCAAGUCUUACCCCCGACUUCCGCAUCUGUGUCGUUGAUGCUCGUACAAGCGCCAUUCCUACGAGCGCACAGCUGAAUGAUCUCAUGGCACAGGUACCAGAAGAUAGACCCAAAGACUCGGAUCAACCGUACCAAAGGCUCAAGCAUGGAUAUAGGAACGUUGUUUUAGCAGUUGUAGAUAACGGUAUGCCAAGCUACCUCAGAGUCGCCGAUAGCCCAUUCGAUCAUGUCAAGAUAUAUGAGAGGACUGCGCCAAGAGGAAAGGGUGGUAGAGGGCGCGGAGGUGGUAGGGGAAGAGGUGGUGGAAGGGGCAGGGGACGUGGAAGAUGA